AUGAACACACCUAACGCCUGGAUUGUGACUCCUUCGAUUUGUGAAUAUGAUUUGGAUAACAUUAUUUUAAGCACUGCAUCAGAAGAUGGCGUCUUGAAAGGAACUUAUCAAUUGUCCAACAUCUUACUUGAGGGACAUGCGACUGACACGACGUUAGACGUCCCGCCUCGUGGCCUUGCAGUAGACCUGGGUACACGUGAAGAACCAAAGAUCGUGGAUACAAUCGUGAUGGCCAAUUUCGGGUAUUUGCAACUUAAAGCGAACCCUGGUUUAUGGAUUCUUAGCCCAAAGAGCGGAAGGAGUUCCAAAAUUUUUGAGCUCGUUUCGAUAGGAUUAAGCUCAGUUUCAUUGAGCCAUGAAUCAAACAAAAUAUGGCUCACUUCUAUGACAGGAGCAACUAUUUUCCCCAAAUUCAGAAGGUAUCCUGGCAUGGAGGAUGAGGAUGUUCUUGAUACAUCUGAAGUUUCAACUAUCGCCUCUAAGAUUGGCUCUGGACUGGCAAAAGUUUGGUCCAAGUUUGAUCGUAAAACUACAAACAUUGUAUCAGUCGACGAUAAGUCUCAAGCGGAAAUCAACAUCUUUGCUGUGGCUAGUGGACACCUAUAUGAGAGAUUACUAAGCAUUAUGACAGUAAGUGUAAUGAGGCACACAAAUCACACAGUCAAGUUUUGGUUGAUUGAGAACUUUUUGUCCCCUAGUUUCAAAGAGUUUUUACCCACUCUAUCAUCCAAGUAUGGAUUUGAAUAUGAGCUUAUAACGUACAAAUGGCCACAUUGGCUACGAGGACAAAAGGAGAAGCAAAGAACUAUCUGGGGCUAUAAAAUCCUGUUUUUAGAUACACUGUUCCCACAAACUUUAGAUAAGGUCAUCUUUGUCGACUCUGACCAAAUCAUCAGAACCGAUCUUAAGGAAUUGGUAGAUAUGGAUUUGCAAGGGGCACCUUACGGAUAUACUCCAAUGGGUGACUCCAGAGAAGAGAUGGAAGGGUUCAGAUUCUGGAAACAAGGUUAUUGGAAAAAGUAUCUUAAUGGGCUGCCAUAUCAUAUCAGUGCGCUGUAUGUUGUGGAUCUCAAAAGAUUCAGAGAAAUUGCAGCCGGAGAUAGACUAAGAAAGCAAUACCAGAUGCUUUCAGCUGACCCAGAAUCGUUGGCCAACCUUGAUCAAGAUCUGCCGAACCACAUGCAACGGCAGAUCCCUAUCUUUUCUCUACCUCAAGAUUGGCUGUGGUGUGAGACUUGGUGCUCUGACGAAAGCUUGGCCACUGCAAAGACAAUUGAUCUUUGUAACAAUCCACUUACAAAAGAGCCGAAGCUCGAUCGCGCAAGACGCCAAAUUCCAGAAUGGACUGUGUAUGACAAUGAAAUCGCUGAUUUAGAGAGCGAGUUCAAGCAAAUUAAACACCAGUCUAACCUGGAAGACAAGAUAUUAGACCCUGUAAGCUCGGUUCAGGCUGAAGUUGACAGCAUUGGUCACGAUGACUUGUAA
This is a messenger RNA of Sugiyamaella lignohabitans, 1485 nucleotides long. It is a transcript of the gene KRE5, whose product is annotated as Kre5p. The coding region runs from base 1 to 1485 and encodes 494 amino acids. Gene Ontology annotation, molecular function: UDP-glucose:glycoprotein glucosyltransferase activity. Gene Ontology annotation, cellular component: endoplasmic reticulum. NCBI's taxonomy places the organism in Eukaryota, Fungi, Ascomycota, Dipodascomycetes, Dipodascales, Trichomonascaceae. The transcript has a single exon. The record is from RefSeq and is a predicted model, not a curated record.